GUUGAUGAAAUUGGUGAAACGAUGGCAGACGACUUGAAGCAUCUGUUUUCCACGGAACCCUUCUACUGUUCAAUCCUGUUUGAUGGCAGCACUGACAAGAGCCUCUCGGAAAAAGAAGUAAUUAGUGUUAAGUUGCUUGAGGACGGACUGCCUAGGUUCAAACUUCUUGGAAUUACAGAACCUGGUCAAUGUACUGCUGAGGGCAUAUACAAUGCAAUUACUGCAAAGACUCGAGAAAUGCAGCUUGACAUCAAGACAUGCUGUGUUGCAACAGCAGCUGAUGGAGCUUCAGUUAAUUUUGGGAAAGAAUCUGGUGUACUGGUUCGACUGAAGAAAACAAUGCCAUGGCUUAUAAUGAUACACUGCAUUGCACAUCGUCUUGAGUUGGCCCUGAAAGAUUCAUUCAAGGGUUCAUUUUAUGAACUUGAGGUGAAUUAUAUUCUUGACUUUUUAAGAUCAUGGUAUGUGCUGUCAUGUCUGGAAAAUGCACACAAUACAUGUAAUUUCAAGUAAUAGGGAAGCAUUGUUUAGUAAGACGUCACCUGUAAAAACAAUAUGGUUAGAUUAAUGUAAGGUUCAAAUAACUAUUAAAGGCAAGCUUACAAAUGUACAUUAAACUGACUAAAU
Messenger RNA from Gigantopelta aegis, 627 nucleotides. RefSeq names its product E3 SUMO-protein ligase KIAA1586-like. NCBI's taxonomy places the organism in Eukaryota, Metazoa, Mollusca, Gastropoda, Neomphalida, Peltospiridae. The transcript has 2 exons. Bases 22 to 513 code for a protein of 163 amino acids. The record is from RefSeq and is a predicted model, not a curated record.